GGUGAAGGUAGCCACUUAUUAUUUUAUCAUUUAUAAAUAAGAAAAAAGACUGGUGCCGACACUAUCUUUAAUGUGAAGUAUUACAGGGAAAGCACUUUACAUAUAUAUAUAUAUAUAGAGAGAGAGAGAGAGAGAGAGAGAGAGAGAGAAGGAGGAAGGGAGAGAGAAACCGCGUUUGUCUAAGCCUCCAUCUCCAUGUGAGGAGGGAAAACAGAGAAAGAGAGGGAAACAAUAAUAAAUGUUAUUCUCUUUCUGCGGCAAAACUAUUCCGAGAAAAAUGUAAUGGAAGAGAGAUGAAGAAGAAGAGGAAGUAGAUGCAAAGCAAAAACACUGCCUAAGUCCAUUGAAUUAGACGCUGAUAUCAUAUCACUACAUUCACUGUAUCUUUCUUGUUGCGUCUUUGGGAGUAUUUUUAUGCUCAAACACAAACCAAUUGCAGGGAUUUGGAGACUUCUCCUACAAGAAUAUCUAUAAUUGAUAAUGGGAACUCUGGCAGUUGAGAACGAGAGUAAUGUAGGUUCAGAUGUUGUUUACAUUUCUUUGGGGCUCAAAGGAUUAGGCAAAGGCGUUAUGAAACUACCCCGGGUCUUAUCACUUCUUUCCUCACUCCUUGAGAAAUCAGUACAGAUAAGCGAGUUGCAAUUGGAGGCAACACAAGCUAAAGAUGUUCUUACCAUAUUUCACGGUCUAAGAGCGCCUAGUUUAAGCAUCAGCCAAUACAUUGAUCGCAUCUUCAAGUACUCCGGCUGCAGCCCGUCUUGCUUUGUUGUUGCAAACAUCUAUUUGGACAGAUUUCUCGAGAACACAGACAUUCACUUAACAUCUCUCAACGUUCAUAGGCUGCUAAUCACUAGUGUAAUGCUAGCAGCGAAAUUUAUGGAUGAUGCAUUCUUUAACAACGCAUACUAUGCUAAAGUGGGAGGAGUAAGCACAUCUGAAUUAAACAGAUUGGAAAUGAGGUUUUUGUUCACUAUUGAUUUCAGGCUUCAAGUAAGUAUAGAGACAUUUGGGAAAUAUUGUUCACAGUUAGAGAAAGAAGCUGUGGAAGAACUACAGAUUGAAAUUGAAAGGUUAAGGCCUUUCCAAGCCUGUGGAAUUAAAGAGGGUUGGUCGAACAAAGAUGAUUCUACUUGUGCUCCCACAAUUGCUAGAUAAUUAAGAAGAAAGUGCUCAAGGCAUUUAAAUGUAUCACAAAAUAGAUUUUAAGUUCGCUUGUUUCAAUUUGUGCCACGUUUUGGAAUUUUAAUGAAGAAAAGAAAGAUAUUUGCUUAUGGUGUCCCAUAUGUAUCUUGUUUUUUGUUUUGUAAACUUGUAUUUUGGUCAGUGCAUUCGUACCUCUGCUAACGCAGUUGAAGCAA
This is a messenger RNA of Cannabis sativa, 1358 nucleotides long. Its product is annotated as cyclin-P3-1. The transcript has 3 exons. The record is from RefSeq and is a predicted model, not a curated record. Gene Ontology annotation, biological process: regulation of cyclin-dependent protein serine/threonine kinase activity. NCBI's taxonomy places the organism in Eukaryota, Viridiplantae, Streptophyta, Magnoliopsida, Rosales, Cannabaceae. Gene Ontology annotation, molecular function: protein kinase binding. Bases 481 to 1155 code for a protein of 224 amino acids.